AAGACGUUUCAUUUCAUUUUGAGGGCGAAGAACAUUCAAUACUGAUUUGUUGUGACAUGAACUGUUGUUGGUGGCUCUUUCUCUAAAUCUUUCGAUGGAGGGGGAGUCCGCCACUAUGAUUCCGGACGCUUUGGCUGAGGCCCUGAGCCUCACGCCUGCAGACUUAGAAAACCUUACAGUAAACGAGGAUUGUAUGAUUCUUUUGGAGCGGUUCGCCAGUAUUUGGGGUGACCAUAAUCUCAUCAGAGCUUCAUGGAAUGAAGACCUGUCUUCGCUGAAGGCUGACCUUGCACAACAGCAAUUAGAUUCGGCUGAGAAGCUGAGUGACUUGGAGCAGCAACUAGUCAAUCAAUUGCAACAGCUGAGUGAAGAAUCUUCAGCCAAAGAGCAGCUAUCUGGACAGCUGAGUCUUUCGGUUGCAGAGAAUGAGCAAUUCAAAGAUCAGCUUCAGUCAUCCCAGGAUGAACUUCAGAAACAAACGCAGCAGUUGGCUUCCCUACAACAUGACAAUGAACAAGCCGAGCUUGACAAACGGCAGCUGACACAGAUUGCAGAGCUUCGCAGCGGAGAGAUCGAACGUGUCAAUGCCGAAUGGAAAGACAUGUCUGAGAAGCUAACUGCCGCCCUUGCUGCUAAAGUUGAGGCAGAGACCAAGGUGGAAGAGACUGCCACUUCUGGUAUGACUGGACAGCUCCGUGAAAAGCGUCUUGAGCAGGAGAAGGAGAUGCUGGCUUCCCAAAUUGAGUGGCUGAAUGCUGAAGUUAAGACAAAAUCCGACGAACUUCUUGCUUCUCGUAAGGAGAAGUCUACCCUUGGCCUGGAACUGCGGACCAACUUGAACACAGCCAAUGAUGAACUGGCUGCAUCUCAGACCACUUGUGAGAAGCUACGAGAACUGCUUCAGGAACGUGAAAACAAAGUUGAAUCAUGCCUGAAGCAGGUCAAAGACCUCCAAGACGAGAAAAUUGAUUUGGAAAGCCAGUUCAAGAAUGAGCUUGCUUUCCAGACUAAGUUAGCCACCCUUCACCAGGAAACAGCAGCUGAAGCCAAGCAGAAGCUCGACAGUCUAGUAGAUGGCGCCCGAAGCCUUCAGGAUCUAUUGGCGGAGGCAUCCCAAGGUCGUGAAGAAGCUGAAGAGCAGCUCAAGGCCCGAGAAGAAGUUGCAAAUGAAAAGAUCGAGUCACUUGAGAGCACUGUCAGCAGCUUGGAGCGUGAGCUUGAGAAUGCCAAUGACCUGCUCAACGUGGCUCGUCAACGUGGCCACGCUCCUCUCACCAGCCAACAGGUUACAGGCAUUUCGCCGCAUGCUGCGUCCACUAGCACUCGUCUCAAGUCCGGUAUGACCCUCACACAGAUCUACAGCAUGUAUGUGGAGGCAUCUGAUGACCUUCGCGUGCAGCAAGAUGAAAACCAGCAGCUGGCCACCCAACUUAAUCAGAUUGGAGCUGAGUUGCGAGAGAAGGCACCCAUGCUAGAACAGAUGCAGCGAGAGUAUGAGGACGCCAUCACUACCAAUCAGAAGCUCUCUGCCAAGGUUGAAGCGGGCAUACUGGAGUGUGAGCGUCUUCGCCAGGAGGCUGAUGAUUCAGUGCGUCUUUCUAGCCAGCUGAAGCGUGAGAACGCUCGAAUGGAAGUUCGCUGCAAGGACACGAGCCAGCAGGUGCGAGUUCUACUGCGUGAGGUUGAGCAAGCUCGCGGAGGUCUCAGCACCACCAGUGCCUUUGAUACAACCUUGUCACAGAUUAAUGAUGAUGUCACCAGUUCAGAUGAAGUCAUUUCUGCACAGCUGGUAUCAUUCAGGAACAUUGAGGAGCUGCAAAUACAGAACGAGAAGCUCUUGGCCGUUGUCCGUGAGCUCAGUGAGAAGCAGGAGGAGGACGAGCUCAAGCAGAGAGACACUGAGUUUGAUGAGCUGCGUGCAAGCCACGAGGAUGCAUUGCUGCAGUUGGAGGACCUCCGUCAGCAGCGAGCUCGUUCAAAGACAGUUAUGGAGGCGUUGGUGAAGCAGCGUGAUCUGUACCGUGUCUUGGCCCAGAGUUCUUCACCAGAUGCGGCUGCGUCUGUUUCCACUCAACUUGACGCCAGCCGUGUCCUGGCCGAUGUGCACUCACCCGUCCAGUCCUUGAGUUCUGCAGAUGUCAGCAUGGCCAGUCUGAACGACUCGUUCCAGCAGGCACCGCCACCGAUCGCCGCGGCGGUCGUGGAGAGAGACGUGGACACCACCGCACUGCAGGAUGCCAUGGAAGAGCUGGCCGCUGAGUUCCGCGAAUACAAAGAGCAGACGGGUCAGAAUGCAGAGGUUCUGACCAGCCAGGUCGAUCAAUACAGAGAGGAAGCGUCGCAAGCAAAGAUGGACAAUGCCAAGCUCGUUUCCAAGUUGGAGUACGCCGUUGAGAGGCAGGAUCUGCUCAAUACCAAUGUCGAUAGCUAUCGCACGGAGCUUGAGGCAACCCGUCAGAAGAACAACCAGAUGAAUGUGGCCAUGGCCAAGCUGCAAAUGAGCUUGGACACAGCAUCGCAGGACCUGGUUGACUCCAAGGACAAGUUGCGGCGAUCUGAGCGUCAAACCGAAAACCUUACGCAGGAGAACCACCUGGUCAAGUCCACAAAUGAUCAGAUGCAGCGUGAAAUUGAUAGCCUUCACCGUGAGCAGAGCAAUCAGCGAACGCUGCUGGCAAGCUUGCAAACGAUCCAGAACAAUGUUGAGCGAAAUGACUUUGAGAUGCGCACCCGACUGGCUGGACAGCUGGAGACAGCGCAGGAAGAGCUGACCGCUGUGCGGCGCCGCCUAGACGCUGACACUGAGUACCAUCGCUCGGUCGUGGCUGCAUACGAGGUCCAGCUGAAGGAGGUGCGAGAGGAACUCGGCGAGGAACGCAAGCAGGCCAAUGGUUCCCGUGAUGAACUGUCGGCCGUGAAAACUAGUGCCGCGGCUGCUGUACAGAAGGCUGAGGAGUAUGAGACCCAACUCAAGGCUCUGCAAGCCGAGCUGGACGCCAUCAAGGAGAGGACAGAGAGAGCCGCAGCUGAGGGCGAGGGUGCGGAGGUUGCACGUCUAAGUCUCAAGUUGACUCAGGCGGAGGCACGCUGCACUGGUUUGGAGGAGCAGCUGAAACGUGCACAGCAGCAUGUGGACCAGUUCAAGGCAAUCAGCGAAGCUAACGAGCAGGCGUUGACUGAGCUCAACCAGGCGAAUGAUGAGUUCCGUCAGCGCCAUGAAGAGCAAGUCGCAGCGGCAGUUGCCCAGCGGGAAGACGUUGAGCAGCGUUUGCUCUCCUUGCAGCAGGACCACGAAAAGCUCGUCGGUGACAAUGUGGAAGUCGAGAAGCGCUUCCAACAAGAGAUCUUGGAGCUGCGUGAGCAAGUCAGCAAGACAGCUACAGAGCUCAGCACGGCACUACAGGCACAGUCGGCUGCUGAGAGCUUGUCAACGCAAGCCAGGAAUGACCUUCAGCUGCAGCAGACACGGGCCACCCAGGCUCAAGAUCGCUAUGAGCGUGAGCUAGUGCUGCAUGCAGCCAGUAUGAAGGAGCUAACCACCAUCAGAGAACAGCUCCAAGCACUGACAGUGGAAGCGACACAGUUGACCGAUCGUGCUGAACGUGCAGAGCAGGAGCUCUCCAGCACCGUCAGUAAGUACACGGAGAGGCUGGCUGCCAAGGACGAGUCCCUGACACAGGCCGAUGCCAAGUGCAAGGACUGGGAGGAGCAGAGUCAGCUGCUGCAUCAGCAGCUGGAGAAGCUCGGUGCACAGGUCAUCACUCUGCAGUCUCGAUUGGCAUCGACAUCUACAAGUACUUCGCCCUCGAAGGAGCAGCACUCCGUCACGGCACAACGGUCUUCCACCGACCAGAAUGAGAAAGAACUCCGCGAAAUCAUCCGGUUCAUCCGUCACGAGAAGGACAUUGCAGAGACCAAGGCAGAACUGUCACGGGCUGAGAGUUCCAGAUUUUCUCAACGCUGUGAGCAUCUGGAUAGGCAAGUGCAGUCACUGCGCGAGUCACUGGACAACGAACGGCACCGCGCUCAGCUGCAUGCAGAGACAGCCAGUCAUCAUGCUGAAAUCAUGGAGAAGGUGCAAACACUGCACAUUCUUCAGGAUAGCAACAAGCUACUGCGGGAAGACCGGGAUAGGCUGCAGCAGCGUGUUGUGCAGAUGGAAGCCAAGAGCAAACAACUUGAAGAUGAGAUUUGCCCGCUGAAGGAGAAUAAUCACCAGUUGACCGCCGCACGGGAAGCUUUGGUGGCCGAGCGUGCUGCUCUGAAGACAGAGGUUCAACGGUGGAACCAGCGGUGCAAUAGUUUGAUGGAGCAGUGUAACAAGGUCGACCAGGAAGAAUACCAACAACUGCUGGUGACGAAGGAGACUAAUCAGAAGGAGAUUUCCUCUCUCAACGCAUCGCUUGCUGAACUCAAGGAGUCGGUGAAUGAAGCAGAGGCAGCCAACACAGCUCUCCGUGGUCAAUGCGCCUUGCUGGAGAAGAAAUGUGACAAAGCAAAGGAAGACAUCAGCAAACAACUAGAACUUAAGGUCAAGGAGAUUGAUUCCAAGACCAAGGAGCUGGCUGACACGAGAAAGACUCUUCUUGACUCUCGACGUGCAGGUAUGCGCAACACCAAUAGUUUGAAGCUGCUACAAACCAAGGCUAUUGAGCUGGAAGCGGCCCUUACAGCGGAAAGGAAUAAGCAGAGCAGCAGUGCAACGGCAUCGGAAGGGCAGAUCAAGGAGUUGAACGAGCAAGUUGCUAAACUCGCCAGCGAUAUUGAGACUGCGCAGAGGAAUGAGAAGGAAGCCAAUGUCAAGGCUACUGAACAAGAAGGCAAGAUGGAGAAAUUGAGGGAAAUGAUCAGCAAACUUCGAAAGCAGUCUCAGCAGCACCAAGAUAAAUGGAAGAAGUCUGAUCUUGACCUUACUCUGGCGAAGAAGCAGGUGGAGGAAACAGAGGGCCGGUUGAAGGAAGUUGAGAAAGAUCGCAGUACACUUCUGAUGAAGGUGACGAACCUAUCCAAAAUGCAGACAAGAAAUGCUAGGACUAUCCGGUCGUUGCAAAAAGCCCAGCAAGGCGGUCAAGUGACACAGGGCACGGCCGCCACCAGCACUGGUACCGACACCACCAGCACAGGUGAUAAGACCACUACGGUUGCAGCUGCUCCAGCCGUUGCCACUGCCACGUGUGCUGUCACCACAACUCCAUCGUCCGUGGCCAGCCCGCCUGCUGUGGUUGCGUCAAGCGCAGCUGUCGUCACCAUGCCAACCCAAGCAAGCAGCCACCCAGCAAACGAGCAAGAGCCUGCUGCUGCGGAAACCAGCGAACAGGCACCCAUGCCGCAGGAAUCAACCAGGCAGGAUAUGGAGGAAGAGGGCAUGAGUACUGCCGCUGCCAUGCUAUCAGCUGCCGGCAAUGCACUCGUCACCAAUGCUGAAACACAGCAAACAGCGGCGCGUGGCCAAUCUUCGGAUUUGGCCACUUCCACUGCUGCUCAUACGGUCGAGUCUGGUCUUGGUGCUGAUGUUGGUGGUGUUGCUACCUCAGUAGCAGGUGACGAAGACCAGCAGAUGGAUGAAAGUGAUGCCAGUAUUGCCACAACGACUGUCACCUCAGUCAGUGCGACUAGUGCCCUUACAUCCACAGCGGCGGCAACAACAGCAAACACCUCUACAGUUGUACCGCCACCAGCAAUGCAAGAAGGGGCGGCCGCCGCCUCAUCUUCAAGUCAGACACCUACCGUUGUGGUUCGUCCAGCUUCCGUUGCCAGUGCUUCUGCUAGUGCUACUACGCCUGCAACCAGUGCCAGCAGUGCUGCUGCUACUGCUGCUGCGGCCGCUCUAGAGCGUACAAACACACCCACGGCUAGCAUUCGACCGAUGCCCACUCCCGUUACGCUGCCACCCACGGCUGCAGUGGCUCCUACGCCGCUGGCCAGCUUGACCAGUGUGUUUGCCGCAGCUGCAGCUAGUGCCGCCGCUGCCACCUCCGUCACGGCAGCAGCAGCAGCCAUUGCCGCCGCCACCACCAACACCGCGGCAGCCACGACGACGACCGUGUCCAAUACGGGCGGCGUGUCCGUUACCGUAGCGAUACCGUCCAGUGUGCACAGCGGCGCUGGGAGCAGUAUGGCUGUGUCUGCAGCCGCUGCUCUGCCUCCCGUCACCAACGGUGCUUUGGCGAACAGCAGUGUGGUGCAGCAGGCAGAGUCCACGACUGCUGAAGGGACACAUCACCAUGUGUCACAGGCCGUUGCCGGAUCGUCUCAGCCAAGAGGUGCUAAGCGUCAGCACGAAGCUGACGGGCAAGAGGCCAGCAGCAGCAGCGUAGAAGCUGCGGCUACAGCUUGUCCCUCCACGGAAGGGCAGUCAUCAGCACCGAAGCGCCGCCGAGUGCCCAGUGACGAUGACUCCACUCCCAGUGCGACAAGCUCUGCCGGAGCUGUAUCAACCAGUGCCGUUGGUAGCAGUAGUACGGUAGUGUCGAUGUUGCCAUCAGCCGCUGCAAUGGGAUCAGCUAGAGCAGCAGCAGCAACAACAGGCACUACACUAGCUGCAGCCACUGGCAGUUCGGCCAUUGAAGUGGACAGUGCUGUCACAGCAGUAUCUGCAGAUGCUCAACGUCCUAUAACCGUGGAGGAUACUGAGGACAUGGAUGAUAGUGAUGACGGUGGUGAGGAUGAUGACGUGGAAGAUGACGACGUCAUGUCAACAGGAGCUGCUGAUGCUCCAGUGUUGCAGGAUGCCGCAGGGGCACUGCAACCGGAAGUGAUUGCUGUGGAGAGUGAAUCCGAAAAUGAUCCACCCUACCAUGCUGAUGAUGAUGGAGCUGAUGAUGACGAAGAGGGCUUCUCGUUCCAGCCAGCUGCAGCAGCAGCCGGCAAUGAUGACUAUGGCUACGCUGUCCAACUGAUACCUGACCAUGAUGAUGAAAUGUCAGGUGCUGGUGCUGUCGCCCACGACGUCAUCGACGCUGAUGAAAGUGAUGACGGCGAAAUUGAUGAUGAUGAAGAAGAAGAGGAGGAAGACGAGGAGGAGGAAGACGAGGCUGAAGCCGACGACAAUGCCGAUGAGUAUUAUCAAGGUGAUAUGGAAGAAAUUCAGCCAUUCCCUAGCGAUGCGGACAACUACCUAGAAGGUGGUAGUCUCAGUCCUGCUGCUAGUGUGUCAUUUGGCCUGGAUAUCGAUCCUGAGGCCAGCAUGCCUGGUGACGAAGUGACAAGUAGCAUGCCAGGUGACAUGCAGAAACUCGACCAAGGACCACCACCAGCACUGCAGGCCAUUGAUGACCUGAUCUCCACGGCAUCAUCGUCGGCAGCACCCAGUCCGGCUGCUCCUGUCCAGCAAGAUGAGCAAGGGCAGUGGGCAAGUGCUGCUGCUGGUGCUGGUAGCAGUCAGGCUGUGGCUGCUUCCUCAGCCGUUGCCGCCUCAGCUACGAGUUCUGAAGGAGCUACUGAACCUCGUUCUCAACCGGUUUACAUCAAGCGUGGUCUGAGACGAAGACGCAUUAAUCAAGGCCAACAGCAGGAUGACACUCAACUCUAGGAGGCCUUGUUUUGGUCUAGUUUUUUGUACCUGUAUUAAUUUUGAUUUUGUCACAAAACGUUUUUUUGUCUACUAGCCAUUUUCUCAUGCUACACACUACACUGCUAGAGUAUUGCUGCUCUCUUGCCACACGCACGCUCCUGCUUUUACUCUCUCGCCAUAGCGUCCCUCCAUUCUUGGUACCAUUUUAAAAUCACCUUUUAGUUACAUCCCAAUCAAGCAUGAAAAAUGAAUAAUUUGAUGUGGCAUUUUGCAGCAGCAAAAUGAUGACACAAUUGUUGAUAGCAUAAAAUGUUCAUAACUCUGUAUAAACUGUAGCCGGCUUGAUAAUGUUGGUGUUGCAGAUUGUGUGAUCUCUCAACCCGA
Molecule: messenger RNA, 7897 nt
Organism: Sycon ciliatum
Lineage: Eukaryota; Metazoa; Porifera; Calcarea; Leucosolenida; Sycettidae
Product: nucleoprotein TPR-like
Exons: 52
Coding region: 95-7531 (2478 amino acids)
Biological process (GO): protein import into nucleus; regulation of mitotic spindle assembly; mRNA export from nucleus
Cellular component (GO): nuclear pore
Molecular function (GO): structural constituent of nuclear pore
Source: RefSeq, a predicted model, not a curated record